This is a messenger RNA of Dermacentor silvarum, 618 nucleotides long. Its product is annotated as telomerase RNA component interacting RNase-like. Gene Ontology annotation, molecular function: 5'-3' exonuclease activity; 3'-5' exonuclease activity. The record is from RefSeq and is a predicted model, not a curated record. The coding region runs from base 92 to 583 and encodes 163 amino acids. The transcript has 3 exons. NCBI's taxonomy places the organism in Eukaryota, Metazoa, Arthropoda, Arachnida, Ixodida, Ixodidae.
AAAACGCAAAAGCUACACGCAUCGUGGACCUUGCCGUGGUGAACAGUGGAGCCGUGGAUUCACGUCGUUGAAGUUGCGCAAAUUUGUGAAAAUGGCGGACAAGCGUCAGCCUCCACAAAACGUGCAAUCUGUGGAGAAUGAAGACAGUAGCAGCAGCAGUUCGGAAGGACAGAGUGACAGUGGUUCUAAUUCCAAUUCGCUUAAUGCGUUCGUUAAUGACGGAGGCUUUCUCGAAAGGUUCAAGCAAAUGCAGGAAGCUUGUAAGCAGCAAGCCGCUUCACAAGAGGCUCAGUUCGCCGUUCCACAGUCCGACAGUGCCGCUACAGUUUCGGUGAAAACCGAGCCCACCGAACCAGACGCGGCUGCUGCUGCUGCUGCUGCUGCUGCCAGGAAACGGACACUCCCAUUCGUGGGUAAAAGAAGGGGUGGAAAAGUUCUAAAGACGGGCAUUGUCCACAAGCCGAAGGUUGAAGAUGAGGAGGAGCUUCCCAAGGACGCCUGGUCACGGUACUUGGCUGAAGUGCGCAAAUACCGAGAGCGCUCGUGUGAUGACGAAGAGAAGACCCGGCCGCUUGUCAAGUGAUGAACGCUUCGGCAACAAGUGACAGAGCGAGACAU